Messenger RNA from Leptomonas pyrrhocoris, 2465 nucleotides. RefSeq lists its product as hypothetical. The record is from RefSeq and is a predicted model, not a curated record. Bases 1824 to 2465 code for a protein of 213 amino acids. The transcript has a single exon. Lineage: Eukaryota; Euglenozoa; Kinetoplastea; Trypanosomatida; Trypanosomatidae.
AGCCUGCAACACACCCCCACGCGUUUCUGUUGCAUCCGUACUUCGCCCUUUUUUCAAAUAUAUAUUUUCCGUUUUCUAAAAUAGUCAAUCAAACCACAAGAAAGCCACGGCAAAAAAAAGUUCUAUUUAAAUUUCUUUGUGAUUUGCUUUCGUUAUUAUCAUCUCCACUUUCUUUUAUGACUUCCGCUCUCUUCUUCUUCUUUUAAAUUGUUUUGUCACGUAACGUGUGGAAGAUAGAGGAGCGUGCAUGGGUCACGCAACACUGCGUAGUACGGAGUGUGCUGUGUGGCGCCCUCGCCGCGAGAGACAGAGCUGAGAACGGACCCAUACACGUAUGGGCGUUUGUUCUACCCCCCCUUUUUUUUUGCAGCAGUGUUUCGAAAAAGGAGCGGCUUCCCCUCAUUUGUUUCAAAAAGAUUUUUAUUGAGGUUCGUGAGUGGGGAAAAAAAGAUUUCAAAAAACAAAAUGUAUCUAAACGUGAGCCUCACACUAUUGUUUUAUUUUGUUAUUAUCAUCGGGGUACCCAAGAGACCAAAUAAUUACCUCCAGUAGAUUUGUCAUAGUGUGUGUGUGUGUGUGUGUGUGUGCGUGCGCGUCAGUGUCGGUGUCUCUGUCUCUGUCUGUGCGUGCCCCUGGAAGGACCCAGUAGAAUAGUUUAAUGGGAGGCAACAGAUCAUUUUAUCAAAAGGGUGCGCUUCGUUGCGCACGCUGAUUCCGCGCGCUUCCGUCAGCCUCGCGGAAUUCACAUUGUUCUGUUUGUGUUCCCCUCCCCCCUCCCCAUAUAUGCCCACGAAUUACCAUUGUCUGUUACCCUGUUUAUGUAAGUUAGGUCAUUUUUAUUUUUAUUUGGCAAUAUCAAAUAAAGUGGCACCAGUAAGCGGACGCGAGGCUUGACACACUAACCUCAACACACACACACACUCACACAUACCCGUUUGAGAGGGCACAGCUCGCUUCCCCCCGUCCUCUUCCUUCCUUCGCGUCGGGUGAGCUCCUGGAAGGGGGAGGUAGAUCGGCCAAUUGGAGUACCCUUGAAUACUUCUCAUUUUCUUCAAAAAGAAAAGAACCCAAUCUCAAAGCGACGACAGAUUAAACAAAAAACAAGCAAACCAACGAGAGAAACUGGAGCCUUCUCCAUAACCACACUCAUCCAGUAAUCAGGAACGCAACCCGGUUCCAGCAGUUUUUGAAGUUUUUUUUCAUGUCGCAGGAAGCGCACCUAUGUGGGCAAGUGAGGGGAGAGCAGACGAAGACGUGGCGUGUUGUGCGGUAUACCGCGCUUGACAUCGUUCUAUGUUCACUCUGUAUUCGACCUCAUCCUGCACCCCAGCCACAUAAGUAGAGUUUCACAAGUGGACUGGUUUCUCUGUUAUUUCCCUUUUGCAAAACUUUUCUCUUCCUUCCAUCGUCGACUUCCUUCGUGGCCUUCCUUUUUCCUUCUCCUGUUCCAUCAACGCGCCUUCUCCGUGCUGUGGAUGACCACACACCCACGCCUCCGCUUCAUUUGCUUUGCGAUUUCUCCUCCCCAUACCACAGAAGAUAGAACAAGCCACGCAGAGAUCACCUGCAUCGCCCCCUCGCCUCCCUCACAUUUUCCUUCCACGGCAAUACCAGCAAAAGAAAACCACGAUUUGCUAGUUUUGUUUUUGUUUUCCUCUCUCUUUUUCCCAGGUUCUACCUCCCUAUUUGCUUACGAGCACCGCUUCUCAGUCACAGCCGUCCAAACCCGCUCGCUUCGUACACCGCCAAGGAACACAGCAAUCCUUACACACCCCCGCAGCUGCGCAUAAUCGUUAUCCGCAACAGCAGCCGUUGCAUCCACCAUGGCGAACUCCGAGCACAGCAAGCCCUCCCCCAACCCGGAGGAUGAAGAGGCACAGCAGAAGAAGGAAGAAGAAAAGGAAGAGAAAAGGGCAGAGAAGAACAGCGGUGGCGCCAGCGUGAUUAUUGCUAUCAUCUGCCUCAUAUUGGAGGCGAUCAUCUUCCUCUUCUGCGUCGUUGGCACGCCCAUCGACGUGUACAAGUCGAAGGUCAAUACGUCGCCGCGGCUGUGCUACUCCAUGUGGGGCUACAAGCGCUGUGGCGCACACAAGGCGAACCCGGAUAAGCUGCCAAACAAGGGCUUCCCGACGUCCAACAUCCGCUCCACAAUGAAUGCCGCCGCCGCCUUUGCAAUCAUCUCCAUCUUCUUGGCGCUCGUGUCGAUGAUUAUGUCGGUACUGCUGGUGUGCAAGUGCCUGUCGCGCAUCAUCCCUGGUGUGUUCUCGGUCAUCGCCUUCAUCACGACGCUGAUUGUGUGGGCGUGCCAGGCCGGUGUGUACUACAAGAAGUACUCUGUCUCCUCUUUUGGCGUGGAGACGAAGAUCAAGAUAAAGGACGGCUUCAACUACGCCGGUUCUUUCGGUCUCUUUGUGGCUGCGUGGUGCCUGCAGACGAUUGAGAUGAUCCUCGUGUUCUUUGCGUGA